AUGAGAGUCUGUAAUUUAGGGAUGGCUGCAAGUGAAGGUGAAGAAUAUGUGUACAGAAUCAGCAGAGGUGAGGAGUGGCAAGAGUUGCAGAGCUCUGGUUCCACUUUUGGUGGAGAGCUUGACAAGAAUUCUGGCUUCAUUCAUCUCAGCAAACUCAAUCAGGUACAAUCAACAUUACAGAAUUUUUUCCUGAACACCAAGGUGGAUCUUUACCUGCUUCAAAUUGACGCCAAAAAGCUGGGCAAAGGAUUAGUCUAUGAAGUUGUUGAUGGUUCCAAUAGCUUCCCUCAUUUCUAUGGUCCAUCUCGAAGCUUCAGUCCUCUCUCUCUAGAUGCUGUUACAAAAGCAGAGAAGCUGUCUCUGUCAGGUGACCGAUUUAUUUGUAGUAUGUUGGAAUAAGCUGCUUGAGCUUUUAUGUGGUGUUCUUUUGAAUUGUCAUUCACAUAUCCCAGCUGCUGCAAGUACUAUGUAAUACCAUAUUACCAAUAUACUGUUGAAGGUUUAUGUCCUGCUACUGAUACAUCGAAUGGAUGGGGUUUUUUUUAA
Molecule: messenger RNA, 546 nt
Organism: Rosa rugosa (rugosa rose)
Lineage: Eukaryota; Viridiplantae; Streptophyta; Magnoliopsida; Rosales; Rosaceae
Exons: 3
Coding region: 1-399 (132 amino acids)
Source: RefSeq, a predicted model, not a curated record